Molecule: messenger RNA, 923 nt
Organism: Cydia splendana
Lineage: Eukaryota; Metazoa; Arthropoda; Insecta; Lepidoptera; Tortricidae
Gene: lms
Product: homeobox protein zampogna-like
Exons: 3
Coding region: 1-915 (304 amino acids)
Biological process (GO): neuron differentiation; regulation of transcription by RNA polymerase II; central nervous system development
Cellular component (GO): nucleus
Molecular function (GO): DNA-binding transcription factor activity, RNA polymerase II-specific; RNA polymerase II cis-regulatory region sequence-specific DNA binding
Source: RefSeq, a predicted model, not a curated record
AUGGACCACACAGAAGAAAUGGACGUCGAAAAUGCAACAGAAAAGAAUGAGAGAAAACUUCCCUUCUCAAUAGAAAAUCUCCUUUCAGACACAUUUAAAACUAAAGAUGUUGAUACAAAUAAUGAACCUGGUGCAAGUGGUGAUAAUGAUAAAGCUGUGUUUGAUUAUCCGAAAUAUAAUAAUGAUAUUGAUGAUAAUGAUAAUGAGUCAGAUGAUGAUAAAAGUGACGUUGAUGUGGAGAGCUCGACAGAUGCGCAGGAGUUGGAUAAAGUUGCUGAUUAUCAACAAUCAAGCUCCUCCAGAGGCAAGCGCGCGCGCACCGCGUUCAGCGCGCAGCAGAUCAAGAGUCUAGAAGCAGAGUUCGAGAAAAACCGGUACCUGUCCGUCGCGGCCCGCGGACGUCUGGCGCGGCAGUUACGGCUGACAGAGACCCAGAUCAAAAUCUGGUUCCAAAACCGACGCACGAAAUGGAAACGCAAGUACACCAACGACGUAGAACUAUUGGCGCAGCAAUAUUACAGCAGCCUCGGCAUCGUAGCCCCCCGGCCGAUGUUCGUAGGCGACCGAUUAUGGAUCUUUAACUACCCUAACAGAAUCCCACCAACACAACAACAACAGUGGAUGAAAUCUAUUAACAACAUCACGCAACCACAGAUACAAAGAAGCUUACCUUUUAAACCGGAAGUGCCUUUUUUGCCACAAUAUCCGAACGAACGCUUCUUUCCUGAACGCAGCCUUUUGACAGCACCUGUCAAAAUUCCCGCGCAACCUCGCCUUUUGCCGCGCGAAGUUUAUAGCAACAUGGCGACUGCCCAAAGAAGUAUGGACGUUUAUAAGAAUAAUAUUUUAAGUCAUAGUCCUACUCAGGAGAAUGUUGAUCAUUUGAGGAGGUUAGAGGAGAAUUUUAGCAUCUAAAUAUAGAA